Messenger RNA from Zingiber officinale, 3245 nucleotides. RefSeq names its product F-box protein At1g78280-like. The coding region runs from base 153 to 3047 and encodes 964 amino acids. Lineage: Eukaryota; Viridiplantae; Streptophyta; Magnoliopsida; Zingiberales; Zingiberaceae. Gene Ontology annotation, molecular function: protein binding. Gene Ontology annotation, cellular component: cytoplasm. The transcript is spliced from 16 exons. The record is from RefSeq and is a predicted model, not a curated record.
UUUUCUUCUUCUUGCUUUGUUUCCGCGUAGUGCGCGUAGCAUUCGCGUCGAGCCAACGCGCCUAUAUAUUAUUCCAUUCCCUCCGAUCCACUACCAUUGAACCGUCGUCGCUGCUUCCCCUCUCUCUUCCCUCAACCCCACGCGAUCCGCCCAUGGAGCCGCCGGCGAUUAGGGAUCGGCGCCCCGACGCCCUCGGCGACCUACGCGUCCUCCCAGAUGAGAUUAUAUGCGACGUCCUCGAUCUCCUCACGCCUCGCGAUCUCGCUCGCUUGUCUUGCGUCAGCAGUGUAAUGUACAUACUCUGCAAUGAGGAGCCACUGUGGAUGAGUCAGUGUCUCAGAGACGGAGGUCAGCUUGAAUUCAAAGACACUUGGAAGAAAACGACACUACACAGAAAAAAUCUGUGCACCAAAGUUGAAGUUUGUGAGAAACCUCUGCAGUUUGAUGGAUUCAACUCUUGGUUUUUAUACAAGAGGUGGUAUAGGUGCUUUACGACUCUGGAUGCAUUUACAUUGGACAGUGGAGAUAUGGAAAGACAUAAGAGUGUUACUAUGGAGGAGUUUCAUUCUGAAUAUGAUUGUAAAAAGCCGGUUUUACUUACAGAAUUAGCUAAUACUUGGCCGGCAAGAACCAAAUGGACUAUUAAGCAGCUAUCUUUAGAUUAUGGGGACAUUACAUUUAGGAUAUCUCAAAGGAGCUCUCAGAAGAUCAAAAUGAAGCUUAGGGAUUAUGUCUCUUACAUGGAAGGCCAGCACGAUGAGGAUCCUCUCUACAUUUUUGAUGAUAAGUUCGGAGAAUCUGCUUCACCUCUCUUGGAUGAUUAUAGUGUUCCAUAUUUGUUCCGUGAAGAUUUUUUUGAAGUCUUAGACUUAGAAAAACGGCCUCCUUUUAGAUGGCUAAUUAUUGGACCACAAAGGUCUGGUGCAUCUUGGCAUGUUGAUCCAGCUUUGACCAGUGCUUGGAACACACUUCUUGUUGGGAGGAAGAGAUGGGCAUUGUAUCCACCUGGAAGAGUACCUGCAGGUGUGACUGUACAUGUGAAUGAAGAAGAUGGUGAUGUUAACAUAGAGAGCCCAUCAUCCUUACAGUGGUGGCUGGACAUCUAUCCUCAGCUUUCUGACCAUGAUAAGCCUAUAGAGUGCACUCAAUUGCCGGGCGAGACAAUCUUUGUGCCAAGUGGUUGGUGGCAUUGUGUGCUAAAUUUAGAGACAACUAUUGCUGUCACACAGAACUUUGUGAAUAAAUCAAAUUUUGAGUUUGUAUGUCUGGACAUGACUCCUGGUCAUUGUCAUAAGGGUGUAUGUCGUGCUGGAUUGCUGGCUGUUGGAGAAAGUAUUCCUGGAGAUGCUAGAGAUCAUGAAUUUUCUAAAAUGAAGCUAUUGGAUGACUCAGACUUAUUAAGAAAAGCGAAAAGGUUGAAAGGUUCUGAUAUUUUGACCAAACCAUUUCAGCCUAAUGCUCAAUGGCAUGCUGGAAAUGUGCAUGCACAGCCUCUUAGCAUGAUGCAGAUGGAAAAAUUUUCUUAUGACAUAAGCUUCUUAUCUAAGUUUUUGGAGGAAAAUAGGGAUCACUACAAUUCUGCUUGGAGUCCUGACAACUCUAUUGGACAAAGGGAGAUGCAGGAAUGGUUGCGUAAGCUCUGGAUCUCAAAACAAGAUAUAAGAGAAUUGAUAUGGAAGGGAGCACAACUAGCUUUAAAUAUUGAUAAGUGGUACGCAUGUUUGGUUGAAGUUUGUGCAUGCCAUAAUUUGCCUCCUCCUUUGGAUGAUGAGAAAUUUCCUGUCGGCACGGGUAGCAAUCCUGUUUUUCUUGUUUCAGACUUUGUAAUAAAAAUCUACGUAGAAGGGAACCUUGAUUCUUCUAUCCAUGGUCUUGGCACUGAGCUUGAGUUCUACCAUUUUCUUCGAAGUACUACUUCACCAUUGAAAGAUCAUAUUCCUGAUGUUUUAGCAAGUGGUAUUCUUGCCAAUGAAAAUGGCUUCCUCAGAAUAUAUCCAUGGGAUGGAAAAGAAAUACCAAAUGUGAUUGCUAAUUGCAAACUUAUUGGAGAUUGCAUGACAAAUUCUUUUCCAUUUGGUAUAUGGAGCAAGAUAAAAACUGAACUUACUGAUCAAGUAACCAGUGAGCCCAGAAAUAUAUGGCCUUACAUAGUGACAAAACGAUGCAAAGGGGACAUUUUUGCUAAUUUACGGGAAGGACUCUCUAUGAAUGAUGCUUUACAUCUGGCUUCAUUUUUGGGAAAUCAACUACGAAACCUUCACAGCUUACCCUUACCUGAGUUCUGCGAAAACUACAGAUUAUCGAUCAAAAAUGAUUCUUUACAGGCGGUUCAUAGUGAGAUUAAUAUUCCUGUAGCCUGGGAGCUAAUUAUCAUGACUCUGAAUAGAAGAAGAAGGGAUGUUCGAAAACGUUUAAGUGUGUGGGGUGAUCCUAUUCCAAGGCAUCUGAUAGAGAAGGCUGAUGCAUACCUUCCCACUGACCUCAGAAUGUUGCUUGAUUUCAUAAAGGACGAUAAUGGCCUAUAUACAGUCAGUACUCCUACUUGGAUACACUCAGAUAUAAUGGAUGAUAACAUUCUCAUGGAAUACUGUCAGCCUAUUCCUAGUUUUGGGCAUCCUUCAUGUUCACCUUCAACGGCUAAUGGGGAAUUAAUUGCUCUUGAUGCAGAGCAAAAUAUAUCGAAGUUGCAGGCCACUCACAUUAUUGAUUUCAGUGAUCUGUCAAUAGGUGAUCCUUUAUACGACUUGAUUCCAAUAUACCUCGAUGUUUUCAGAGGAGAACUAGUUUUGUUUAAACAAUUUCUGGAAAGUUAUGGACUUCCCCUAUCAAAGGCGUCAAUGAAUGGUUGGCUCCCUUGCACGGUAUCUGAGAAUCUGGAGAGAUAUAAAAGAACAUCGUAUCGUACCAUGUGCUAUUGCAUUUUACAUGAUGAGAAUGUUCUAGGAGCCAUUUUCAGUAUGUGGAAAGAAUUGAGGACUGCGGAGACAUGGGAGGAAGUGGAAGAGACCGUUUGGGGUGAACUAAACAACUACCAAUGCCCUCGUUGAAACAAGAAUUGCUGCCAAUUAUACCACUGAAUUAACACUUAUGAUAGAUUCUAACUAACCACAGGAAUCGAUACUUUGCCUGCGCUACCAGUAUUAGAUCAUGGUUUGUAUAUUAUUCUUUUUGUGAAAUCUCUUAUUUGAUUGUUAGGCAUUGUGAGGAGCAUAAUUUACCAAAAGAAAAUUCACAAUUAUCUUUGA